UAUAUCAAAUACCAAAAUGUUCUUUAAUCUUUCGGUUUUAAAUAUGUCACGUGAAAAAUAAAGGGACAUUAUUUCUGAAUCUGACUUAAAAUAAAAGUAACACAAACGAAUUGAAAUCUAGGGAAUAUAAACUUCAUUAUUAGGGGUACUUCAGUCAAUUAAACUCACACAUACUUCCAACAUCAUGUGUUAAUCCUAUAUAACAACAACUUUUGUCAAUUUCUGAUCACAAGUCAUUACACAAAACACCAAAAAAGGUGACAGAUAUUCCAUGAAUUUAGUUUAGGCGUGCGCAAGUUGACCCGAACAUUACACAACAACAACAAUAAACUCAGUGUAUUCCUACAAAGUGGGGUCUAGGGAGGGUAAGAUGUACGCACUCCAUACCGCUACCUCCGAAGAAGUAGAGAGGCUGUUUCCGAUAGACCCCGGCUCAAGAUAAAGAAUAGUAAAUAAGGAGGGAUGGGUGACAUAAAAGAAAAUUAGGAAUAAGAAAUGAUAAAAAUAGUAAUGGGGGGUCUGGCCCGAACAUUAUGUUUAUCAAAAAAAAAAAAAAAGAAACACGAAAACCUCAACCUCCCUAGUAAUCGACAACCAAAAUUUCAACCAUCUAAGGAGUCGUCCAAAAAAAAAAAAAGAAAGAGAUAUUCUUUUAGAAACUAACUAAAAAUGAAAGUAACACCAACAAAUUGAAACCGAGGGAGUAUAAACUUCAUUAUUAGGGGUAUUUCAGUCAAUUAAAUUCACACAUGCUUCCAACAUCAUGUGAAUUCUUGUGUUCAUCCUAUAUAACAACAACUUUUGUCAACUACUAAUCAUUUGUCAUUACACAAAAUACCAAAACCUCAACCUUCUUCAAUGGCUAACUCCUUUGAUCUUCAAAAACAUGACCAAAUAGCAAUAGUAAUUGUUCCAUAUUUAGAACAAGGCCAUCUAAAUCCACUUCUCAAUCUAUCUCGUCUCCUCUCAUCUCACAAACUUCCUGUAUUUUUCCUAGGCACUACUACUAGUAAUCGACAAGCUAAAUUUCGAUUAUCUAGUUGGGACAUUCUUGAUUUUCCGACUAUUCAAUUUCAUGACCUCGUACCUGUUCCUCCUGGUUCAUCUUCCUUUGUUACUACAUCAGUAAGGGAGAAAAUAGGGUCAUUUUUCACGUCCGUUUUGCUUCUUCGUGAGCCAAUUCGCGAUUUUUUGCAAGAAAUAUCGAAUAGAUAUAGAAGGAUUGUGGUUAUUAAUGACUCAGGCACGUCAUGGGUAGUUCAAGAUGCAGUGUCAAUGCCGAAUACAGAAUGCUACUGUUUCCACACUACUUCAGUGUUUACUGCUCUGUCCUUCGCCAGUGAAAGUACGAAAAAACCACUUCCAUCUCCGGUAGCUGAGAUAAUUGCACAGCUUCCUCCAAGGGAAAACACAUUUGAUUCAGAAACUGUAGAAUACAUAAAGAUGCAGCAGGAGUCGAGAGAUUUUUACUCCGUUGGUCUCCACAAUUCUUGCAAGGAAAUCGAAGGCAUUUUCAUUGAUUUGCUUGAAGAACAACGCGAGAACAAGCAAUGGGCUAUUGGUCCGUUAAAUCCAGUGGAAAUUUCAGAGAAAACAAGGUCUAAACAUGAAUGUUUUUCAUGGCUUGAUAAACAAGACCAGAAUUCAGUGAUUUAUGUUUCGUUUGGAUCAACAACAACGCUGUCCAAAGAACAAAUUUACGAGCUGGCAUUGGGUUUAGAACAAAGUGCGCAAAAGUUCAUAUGGAUUAUUCGAGAAGCUGACAAGAAAGGUGGGGAUAACAUUGUUGAAAGAGGAAGUGAUUUAGAUUUACCAGAAGGAUACGAGGCGAGAAUCAAAGAAAAGGGAGUUGGUUUUAUAGUGAAAAAUUGGGCACCUCAAUUGGAAAUCUUGGGACACGCGUCAAUAGGAGGAUUCAUGAGUCAUUGUGGAUGGAAUUCUUGUAACGAGAGCAUUUCAAUGGGAGUGCCAAUAGCAUCUUGGCCAAUGCAUUCGGAUCAGCCAAGGAACACAGUGCUCAUAACAAAAGUACUGAAGAUUGGCAUCGUUGUAAGAGCUUGGGAAAAUCGCGGUGAAUUGGUGAGUGCUGUGAGAAUUGAAAAUGCGGUAAGAACUUUGAUGCGUUCUGCAGAAGGAGAUGAGCUGCGGCAGAGAGCAGCGGAGUUGAGUGGCGCUGUGAAGAAGUCAGUGAUGAAUGGAUCCAGUCACAAGGAAAUGGAUUCCUUUGUUGCUCAUAUCACUAGGUAAAUUUGCAUUGAUCUUGGAAAAUAUCAUGGAUAUUAGUAUUAUCAGGUUAAGUUGAUCUAUAGUAGAUAAUUUUUCGUAUUAAACUAGGUACUGUUAUCGUAAAAAUUGAGUAAUGGUUUGCUAUAAUUGAUUAAUUGUACUGACUUAUGGAAGAAGAUCCAAAACAUAAAUAGGUAAUAAGAUGGUUAUGAAUCCAUGAUAUGAAGAAAGGGAAAGGUAAGUGAUGUGUUGAACUCAGAAAAUUAUUUGUAGUGCGUACCCUUCCUCCUAUGGGGAUAUUCCUAUGCUACGAGCUAGCAUGUUGUUACUGUUGAAUCGCAAUAAAUUGCUAGUCGAAGGUUUAAUUAUGAUU
Molecule: messenger RNA, 2599 nt
Organism: Capsicum annuum
Lineage: Eukaryota; Viridiplantae; Streptophyta; Magnoliopsida; Solanales; Solanaceae
Product: zeatin O-glucosyltransferase
Exons: 2
Coding region: 859-2247 (462 amino acids)
Molecular function (GO): UDP-glycosyltransferase activity
Source: RefSeq, a predicted model, not a curated record